This is a messenger RNA of Cordyceps fumosorosea ARSEF 2679, 1137 nucleotides long. RefSeq lists its product as hypothetical. NCBI's taxonomy places the organism in Eukaryota, Fungi, Ascomycota, Sordariomycetes, Hypocreales, Cordycipitaceae. Bases 1 to 1137 code for a protein of 378 amino acids. The record is from RefSeq and is a predicted model, not a curated record. The transcript is spliced from 3 exons.
AUGGACAUGGCUGUGGUAAAAAGAAAAGAUUUGAAAACAUCAGAACUCGCGGAGGGUGGUAGCCCUUCUGGCUCUGAAGCGGGCGAUCCAAAGAGCCAGAACGCCGAGGAUGCACAAAGUUCAACGCCAGAAGAUUCACGGACAGCCACAUACACUGAGGCUGGAUUUUACACGGACCGAGAAAUCGAGAUUUUGACUGCUUCUUUCCACGUCUCGCCAGCGGGCAGCAUCUCAGCAACACCCGCCGCUGCCACCGUCACCGCCACUGAUCACGACCGGCGGUUCAUCACCCUGGUCCGGCCACCACCGAAUAACCCAAUCGCAGACCCUUCAGACAGCUUCCCGACCCGCGAGAACUUGCCCACAACACAGCCACAGCGACUACAGUCCCCAUCCAGUACAACACCGCAGAGGCCCUCGCCGACACGCACCGGCGCGCCCAAUCGGAAUGGUGCGCAGGUGCUGUUUCCCACAAUCGUGACGCCAACGCCUGUAAGAUCCGUUGGGAGAACGACGUCCUCUAGCACGAGCUCCAUUGCGACGCUGCUGUCGUCCAGCACGAGCUCCAUUGAGACGCAGAUUCCCCCCAGCACAAGAUUGAUCGAGACGCCUCUGUCGUCCAGCACGAGCUCCAUCGUGACGCCGCCCGCGUCGGCGUCGGCGUCGUCGCUCGUCUCCUCGGCGCUCGCGGGCCCUUCAACGCAGCCGGAGAAGCAGCCAGACGCAGCGCCCACGCCCGUGACGUCGUCCACGGGUUUGAACCGCGCAGCCGAAGCCGGUAUCGUCAUCGGCAGCAUAGCUCUGGUAAGCCUUGUGCUGGGCGCCGCCCUGCUCUACUACUACAAGCGCAAGCCCUCUGCCAACAACAUCUUUACAAGCCGAAACAAGAACCUGGUGCCGCAGAGGUCCAUCUCGCGACCAGUUCCGCAGGAUAUGCCCACCACGGCGGCCGCGAACCAAGGCCGGCCAACACCAGUACCGUUCUCAAGGCCCUCGCCGCCGCCGCAGCAGCAGCGCGCACCGGCUAUGGCAGAGCGGCCACCAGUGUACGCGCGGCCGGAGCGGCCGCUACCGCCAGCACCCGUGCGACGGUCGUUGAUGAACAGGAGCUCGAGCUUAUACAGUCGGUUGCCGUGA